AUGAGGAUGAUGGCCGCUGGCGCGGUGCUCGGCCUCUUCACGGCCUCCGCGGCCCCAGGGUCCCCCAUGGAGCCCGAGGCCCCGGAUUUCCGCAAGAGACCCCUCGAGACGCCCCGAGGUGGUGGUCUGCAACAAGGUAGCAACACCGGAGUUGUCCCCCACACCACAGAAAGAACAAAAGGAGAAACCCACCCUCUACAGUCACACUGGCAUCACACCCUAAGGAGCUCACAGCACCGUCCCUUCUUAUACCUAACAAGAGGAAAGGUGAAGGAGAUGAGCUACGACCCGCAGGCCAAACUGCAACGGCUGCAGGAGUUCUGGAUCAGCCAGGCCAGUGCAGAGCAGCGCAAGGGCCGUGCGGGCCGCACGGGACCCGGCGUCUGCUACCGCCUCUAUGCCGAGUCCGACUACGACGCCUUCGCCCCCUACCCGGUCCCAGAAAUUCGGAGGGUGGCCCUGGAUGCACUUGUGCUGCAGGUCGUGUACCAGCCUCAGGAAGUGGAGCCCACAGCAUCCAAAUCAGAGAAGCUGGACCCCCGGCCUUUCCUGAGGGCGCUGGAGGCCAUCGACAAGAAGUACCCUCCUGAGGAGCGAGGAGACCUCCUGGUCUUCCUGAGUGGCAUGGCGGAGAUCAGCGCCGUACUGGACGCCGCCCAGGCCUAUGCCAGCCACACCCAGCGCUGGGUGGUGCUGCCGCUGCACAGUGCUCUCUCUGUGGCCGACCAGGACAAGAUGGCAGUGACCUUGGGAUGACUCAGAAGGUAUCAUAGUGCUGGAAAGAAGUGACUGGAG
Jaculus jaculus (lesser Egyptian jerboa) is the source of this 795-nucleotide messenger RNA. RefSeq names its product probable ATP-dependent RNA helicase DHX34. Gene Ontology annotation, biological process: nuclear-transcribed mRNA catabolic process, nonsense-mediated decay. Bases 1 to 756 code for a protein of 251 amino acids. NCBI's taxonomy places the organism in Eukaryota, Metazoa, Chordata, Mammalia, Rodentia, Dipodidae. The transcript has 5 exons. Gene Ontology annotation, molecular function: RNA binding. The record is from RefSeq and is a predicted model, not a curated record. Gene Ontology annotation, cellular component: intracellular anatomical structure.